Molecule: messenger RNA, 1121 nt
Organism: Neogale vison (American mink)
Lineage: Eukaryota; Metazoa; Chordata; Mammalia; Carnivora; Mustelidae
Product: insulin growth factor-like family member 3
Exons: 4
Coding region: 165-647 (160 amino acids)
Molecular function (GO): signaling receptor binding
Source: RefSeq, a predicted model, not a curated record
GGCAGGUGAAGCCUGGAGUAGCCUGGGAAGCAGCAGUGAGUCUCUCUGUGAGUUAUUUUUAGGAGCUCACACCUAAGGACAGACCAAAUAGUCUCCUUUUAAAACAACUAUGUGCUGGUGAUUCCUAUGGAAAGUGCUGGAGAGCUGGGAGUGGCAUGAUCUGAAUGGCUCAAUCAGAAACUGGUGACAGAAGUCUGCCCACAGGGUACAAUAAAGUUCCAGACUUGACCGGCCUCCUUCACUGUCCUAGCACCUCUUCAGAAGUGAUGACACCACGAAGCUCCGUCUCAGUUUCUGUCUGCAUAACAAUCUUCUUCCUCCAGUGUGCAAAAGUAGUCACAGUGUCUCCACCAGAUACCCCCAUGGCCUCGGGGCUGUGGCUGUGCCAGCCUGCCCCCAGGUGUGGGGACCACCUCUAUAACCCCUUGGAGCAAUGCUGUGAUGAUGACACCAUCCUGCCUCUGAAUCGGACUCGCCUUUGCGGCCCCAACUGCACCUUCUGGCCAUGCUUUGAACUCUGCUGUCCUGAGUCCUUCGGCGCCCAGAAGUUUGUCGUGAAGUUGAAGGUCCUGGGCGUCGAGUCCCGGUGCUUCUCGUCCCCAAUCUCCAGAAACUGCCCCAGAACCAGCCAGAAGAAGCCUACGUGACUACCUCAGCAAGAGGAAGAUUCUGUCCUUGGCAAGAAACCGCCAUUACAACGAAAAGCCAUUACAUGCAGAACUCCCAGUGUACGCCAAUGGGCUUUUCCUCUAUAACAAUCCCCACCUCCCUGCGUUUCUCUUGAAAAGGGGGUUUCUUGGAGGAAUACAGGAGAACUGCCAAUGCCAGACAAGUUACGACUGAAACACAGGCAAGUUGGAAUUGCAAGUGUGGUGGCUUCUCACUGAGGGAGCUGUUGUUGCCUGGAGGGAUGAGGAAUGCUGCUUCCUUCCCCACAUCGGAGGUAUCCUUUGUUUUCUGGACUUGACUGUGAUUUUGCCAGGGCUUGUGUGUGUCCAAUUCCAAUUCUCUGCUUAAGAAAAUUUAUUUAUUUAUUUAUUUAUUUGAGGGCGGGAGGUGCUGGUAAAAGAACAUUUCUAUUGCUAACAUUGACAAUAUAUACCCAAAUGAGAUGAAAUCAC